Drosophila miranda is the source of this 886-nucleotide messenger RNA. Its product is annotated as peptidyl-prolyl cis-trans isomerase. Gene Ontology annotation, biological process: protein folding; protein peptidyl-prolyl isomerization. The transcript has 2 exons. Gene Ontology annotation, molecular function: peptidyl-prolyl cis-trans isomerase activity. The record is from RefSeq and is a predicted model, not a curated record. Gene Ontology annotation, cellular component: intracellular membrane-bounded organelle. Bases 149 to 643 code for a protein of 164 amino acids. NCBI's taxonomy places the organism in Eukaryota, Metazoa, Arthropoda, Insecta, Diptera, Drosophilidae.
UGAUACUUGAAAUCCCCACAAAAAUCUUUAGUCUAACUCCAACCGUUCCAGUGUUCGGAUCUAAAUAUUAGAUUUUUUCUCGCACAAAGUAAUUCAAAGUAAUUUUUCCGAUCUGGCUUCAGUGCGUUCGCUCAGUAAUAUAGCGAAGAUGUCCUUGCCGCGAGUUUACUUCGACAUUACCGCCGGAAACGAGAAGCUGGGACGUAUCGUCAUGGAGCUGCGCUCCGAUGUGGUACCGAAGACGGCUGAGAACUUCCGUGCCCUGUGCACCGGCGAGAAGGGUUACGGCUACAAGGGCUCUCCCUUCCACCGUAUCAUACCCAACUUCAUGUGCCAGGGUGGGGACUUCACCAACCAGAACGGAACCGGCGGGCGUUCCAUCUACGGCAACAAGUUCCCCGACGAGAACUUCGAGCUGCAGCACACUGGACCGGGCAUCCUGUCCAUGGCCAAUGCCGGGGCCAACACCAACGGAUCGCAGUUCUUCAUCUGCACUGGCAAGACCAACUGGCUGGACCGGAAGCAUGUGGUCUUUGGCAAGGUCGUCGAGGGCAUGGAGAUUGUCCAAAAGGUCGAAUCGUACGGCUCCACCACUGGCAAGACCUCCAAGCCAGUCAUAAUUGAGGAUUGUGGCGCUCUAUAAGCCUGCCACACACCACACGCCCACACACCACAAAUACUGAACAAAAACCAACAAGAACUAGUUCAUUUAUACACUUCUUGACAUACACACACAUGUAACAAAAAAUGAACCCGUUCAGUUCACAAGCUUGGCAUUCAUAAACAGCAUUCCACAUUUCGACAUAAAAUCAGCAUUCAUAAACAGUAUUGGAUUGAAAAAUGUACACGCAGCAAAUCCUCAACAAAGUGUUCUGUACCACCAUAA